UUUUCAAGGCUUGGUUCGCCCUACGAUCAUGCAGCGCCAAAGCAUGGUUUCGUGGUGUAAAGGCAAAAACCAGACAGGGUGAUUUAUUUUCUUUUUGAAGUUUUUUGGUUGCUCGUUACGGUGCAUUUGCAGAUUUGUCCAAACAUAUGAAAUGUCUCCAAGUGGCUCGUAGCUACUGUCGCACGCAGUGUCCGCCCGCAAGUGCCACCUCCUCAGUUUGCAUUCCUUGUUGGGUGUUCCUUGGGUUCAUCUGUAGUCUUGCUUGGUUCACCCACAGUUUGUGCUAUUGGUUUUCUGCAUUUUGUGGUGAGAUUGUGCGGAGAAUUUAAAAUCCUGUAGCCUUUCGUUUGUGUAAUUAUUUUUCCUGAAUUGGGGGGAAGCAAUUUCUGUAGUAUUUCGGGUUUGAGGCGAAGCGUAGUGGUUAUGGCGGAGGAGUUAGUAGAUAUCGUCAUACUGGGUGCCUCAGGUUUCACUGGGAAGUAUGUCCUCCGUGAGCUUCUGAAAUUCGCCAACCCACCCAAUUCCGUUCCUCGGAAAAUCGCCAUUGCUGGUCGCUCCAAAGAAAAGCUCGCCGCUGCUUUGACAUGGGCAUCCGGUGACAAGAAUCCUUCUCUAAGCUCGUCGAUUUCCAUAUAUGAAGCAGACGUCAACAAUGUUCAAUCUCUCAUCACUCUAUGCAAGAAGACUAAGGUUCUUGUGAGCUGCGUUGGCCCUUACAGAAAGUAUGGGCGGCCUGUUGUUGAGGCCUGUGUGGAGGCCGGAGUCGAUUAUCUUGACAUCACUGGAGAGCCAGAGUUUAUGGAGCAGAUGGAGCAUCUGUAUCAUGAGAAGGCUUCUCAGACUGGGUCAUUGGUGGUGAGCGCGUGCGGCUAUGACUCAAUUCCGGCGGAAUUUGGUGUUAUUCACAACACACAACAGUGGGAAUCUCCUUCUGUGCCCAACUCGGUCGAUUCGUAUCUUAUUCUCGAAACUUCCGGUAAGAGCAUCAAGGGGAAUAUAGGAACGUGGGAGUCUCUAGUCCUGGGCGUUGCUAAUCAAGCCAACCUUCAGAAGUUCCGAAAAUCAAGACCUCGUCGCUCUCGUCCUCAGAUUCCAACAAAUUCUAUGAAGCGCGGGUUGAUCCACUGGGAGGAAACCACAAGCGGAUGGGCUAUCAAGCUUCCAUCCGCUGAUGCAACUGUAGUGCGCCGCACACAUGCCACAGUGAUCGACAACCCCAAUGGGCUUCCCAAAGCAUCAGAAGACUCACCCCUCGAUGAACACCCAUGGACAUCCAUCAAGCCAGUCCAUUACGGGUGCUAUGUUGUGCAGAAGUCAGUUAUGGGAGUAAUAGGAAUGUUCAUCUUAGGCUUCAUUUUAGUCAUAUUUGCGCAAUUCAAAUAUGGUCAGAAGCUAUUAGUGCAAUACCCAGAGCUUUUCUCUUUGGGUAUAUUCCACAAGGAGGGUCCUAGUGAAGAAGAAAUUCAAGCAGCGUCUUUCAAGCUGUAUUAUGUGGGCCGAGGGUAUUCUGAUGCUGCUCAGGUGACACCUAGUAAGAAGCCGGACAAGGAAAUUGUCACCAGGAUUGUGGGACCUGAAAUUGGAUAUGUGACUACUCCUAUAGUGCUCAUUCAGGCGGCCUUGGUCAUGUUGGACGAACGGAGAAGGCUUCCAAAGGGAGGGGUUCUCACACCAGGGGUAGUGUUUGGUGGGACUGACUACUUGCAGCGAUUGCAACAGAACAGGAUAAGCUUUGAUGUUAUCAGUAAUAAGAAGAUCUAGAGGAAGCAACAUUCUUCACCCAGAAUCAUGAAUCUACAGACUCACAGUAAUCAAUGCUCUACCGUUUGUUGUAUUUCUUCUAGGGGGACACCUGGGGUUCCAUUCUUUUAGGCUUAAUCAUAGGAAUUGGACUAUUUCUUGAACCUGGUAAUAGACUUCAGUUGAUUGAAUCUUACAAGCUCUUUGUUUUUAUAUUGUUGUAUCUAUGUGUUGAUGAAUCAAUAAAAAUAAAAAAAUAAUACAUGUAUAUUAUCAAUA
Messenger RNA from Physcomitrium patens, 2019 nucleotides. The record is from RefSeq and is a predicted model, not a curated record. NCBI's taxonomy places the organism in Eukaryota, Viridiplantae, Streptophyta, Bryopsida, Funariales, Funariaceae.